GAGCUUUAUAUGGAUUAUCUCAAUCCCUACAUCAGCCCCAUUAAAUAAGGGAGGGGUAGUAGUACUGUCAUUUCAUAGAUGGGGAAACCGAGGCCCAGAAAGGAUAAAUGAAUUGCCCAGGGCCACAUGCCAGCCAGUGGUGGAGCAGGAUCCUAGCACGGAUUGUCUUUGUCUCAUUCCCACCUCCCCGCUCUCUGGCAGGCUGCCCCUGGUGGGAACUGUGCCUGGCUCAUCUGCACAUCGCUUGGGGUCCAGUGUGCCGUCCCAACACCAGCAGGAUCUUGGUCGAGGUUUGCUAAAUUUUACUGACUUUCUGUUUUCUCUUCCAGCUGCCAAGGGGCCAAGGGAUGAGCGGGGGCCCUCCUUCCCAAUGGCAUCUCCCCCUGGUCUGGAACUGAAGACACUGAGCAGCGGUCCCCAGACCCCAAGGAGACCAGCUCCUCUAGGCCUCGUGGCCCCAUCCAGGCAGGGUGUGGAGAACGCCUGCUUCUCCUCGGAGGAGCAUGAGACCCAUUUCCAGAACCCUGGGGACAUCAGACUCGGCAGCUCCCCCAGCCCUCCCGGGGGCGUACCCUCAAGGCCCCGAUCCCAGCGGGAUGACCUGUCCCUGCAUUCAGAAGAAGGGCCAGGCCUGGAGCCCGUGAGCCGCCCGGUGGAUUAUGGCUUUGCUUCUGCUCUGGUUUUCCUGGUGAGUGGGAUCCUCCUGGUGGUGACAGCGUAUGCCAUUCCCCGCGAGGCCCAUGUCAACCCGGACUCGGUGACAGCGCGGGAGAUGGAACGACUAGAGAUGUACUACGCCCGCCUGGGCUCCCACCUGGACAAGUGCAUUAUCGCGGGCCUGGGGCUGCUCACAGUGGGCGGCAUGCUCUUGUCCGUGCUGCUGAUGAUCUCCCUGUGCAAGGGCGAGCUCUACCGCCGGCCGACCUUCGUCCCCUACAGGGGCUCCAGGAAGACCUAUGGCUCCAUUAACCUGCGCAUGAGACAGCUCAGUGGGGAUGGGGGCCAGGGCCUGGUGGAAAACGAAGUUGUCCAGGUCUCAGAGACCAGCCGCCCCCUCCAGGGGUCUUAAUUAGGAGCUUCCAUGAUCUGAAACCCAAGGCUACAAGCCCCCCAAGGCCUUGGGUUUUAGACUGAGCUCCACACAGAGGUCUGGGGCAG
Myotis davidii is the source of this 1158-nucleotide messenger RNA. It is a transcript of the gene TMEM74B, whose product is annotated as transmembrane protein 74B. The record is from RefSeq and is a predicted model, not a curated record. The coding region runs from base 371 to 1069 and encodes 232 amino acids. NCBI's taxonomy places the organism in Eukaryota, Metazoa, Chordata, Mammalia, Chiroptera, Vespertilionidae. The transcript has a single exon.